CGGGAGAACAGACCUCGCUCGUACCGGCUUUCAAGACACAGGACAACUCGAGGAUUGGCUGUGCCCAUAGACACACCACCGAGUGUCCAACGCAAGCGAAGUCAACCUUCCUUCUUGUACUGGUACCGAAGAGCAUCGACUUUCCUGGUCGGAGCGUACGCUGGUGGAAUUGGAUGCUGUCACUUCUCUAGUGGGACAGGUAUAGUGGAUCCUGCUUCAAUAUUCGCAAAGAACUCCCAGACGUAAAAAUUAUUUUGUUGCUAUGUCUACCGGUGGCACUAUGCUGACGAGUCCCAGAGGAUCAUCAGUGCAGGCGAGGCAUUGAACGAGUGCAGGCGUGAUUCGAGAUCGAAACGACAGAGACGAAUUUCAUUUUUCCUCACGGCACACCACGUCGACCCCUUCGAACCGAACAUCCAAACAAGAAGAGGAGGGCAUUCAUACAUUGGGAAGGCAAGAGCGUGGGAGGUGCUUGUGGUGACACUUUGUCCUGAACUAGAACACAAGACUCAAAAAACUAAAUUACAUCUACAACGAAUCCAGAUUCCAUGCAUCGAUUGUCUAUUCUGGACUGUACCAAAUAUACGGCUCGACAGAGGCAUCCUUCGGACAGGGGCAACGGUCCGCGGGGGCUGCAGCAUCUCUUGCCGGCUCGCUGCUGCUAAGAGUUCUAUGUUGACUUGUCCUGGCCAAAGGACCCGACAGAAUAUACAUGAUGGGCUCAAACCAGCGGCCCCUCAUGGGCCCGCCAGAAACACCGAGCAGAGUCAUGCAGCAGUCUCCCAGUCUAUUCCCGAGUCUUCAGGUCUCGCCGGAGAUGUAUGCCCAUCAAUUCUCGGGACCAGCUACGGCACCAGCAUACCCCAACCAGAGACUGUUCUGGGACCCUGCCAGCAUUGGCUUUGACGAAUCAAGCCUACCUCAGCAGUACCAGGAUCAUUUUCAAUUCAGCCCUGUGACCAUGAGCACGUCGUUUGCGUCUUCAUCGACAGUCGUGCCGAGCUACACUCCUCAGCCGUCUUUUCCUAUAUCAGAAGACCAGCCUUACGACUUGCCGAUGCUUCAGAGAUCGUCGAGCUAUUCUCAUUUCGGGGCUUCUGCGUAUCCCGCCCCUUUCACAACGUCGCCUCGAGUGCUUCCCCCACAGGUCGAGAACCCAAGUAUGUUCUUAAGCUCGCCAGCCCGCAGGUUCGGUGCCGCCGAUCAGAUGCACAAUCGUUUCGCCCACAAUCCUGUCCCGGAAAGGCCUGCAUAUGCUCAUCAACUCGAGGAGUCUCGGCGUGAGCAAGAAUUGAAACGUAUGCGAAGAAGCGACGUCAAGCAGCCUUCCAUCACUCGAUCAGUCAUGGAGGCAUUAAAACGUCCGGUCUCGCCCAGGAAAGAAAGCAGGCCAGGGUUGAAAAGAAGCCUGACCCAUACCGGAGUUCGUGGAGAUCGAUCUUUGAAGCUUCAACCAUCGUCGACCUUUGUCGGGCGUCGUUCUCCCGCGCCUCCUGACCCUAUGAAGCAACAUCGUCCGGGCAGAUCAUCUCCUCUGAAACAAGUGGCCGACCCUAUUCCACGUACGCUUACUGCCAGUCAGAUUGCAAAACGUGCCUCAAUGUCGCUCGCCAUUGACGAAAACGGUGUUGCCAAAACAAUAGUCAGCGAUCGCAACUCCGGAAUGGACCCAGACAUGUUGUCUGAAAGCGAGGCUGAAUCCUUUGACGAGACCGACUUUCACAUGCUGCGAAGCCAGAGCAAUUCUUUUGCUUUUCCAGAGUCUGGGGAUGCAUAUGAUCAAGGCAACAGGUCUUACAGUCAUACAAAGACCGACUCCCGCUCUACUGUGGCUUCGACAAAUUCCGCCAAGCAGUCCUCAUGGCAUAGUUCUGCCUCCAACACGAGGAGUUCUGACGGCGGUCAGCAUGCUAGACGCAAACGCCCGCUUCCAGGGACCGCUGAAAUGGACAUCUUAAUGGAAGAUCGCCCACCUGGCAAUGCCCAGCACGCGCUAAGAGCCAUUAUUGAGGACCGCUCGCGCUCAAUGUCGUCGCAAGGAUUAAAUGCCAUGGCACAGCUGCAUUCUUCGCCGCCCUUACACCAGAGUCACUAUGGAGCCUAUGGCGCAUCGCCUACUACGGUCACUGAUCCCGAGCUGGCCACGCCAAGCACGGACAGGGAUAGUCUCGCUAGUAAUAUGAGUACACGAUGUGUUUGUAAUUCUUCAGUGCUCGAUGGCUCCGUGCCGAUGGUUCAAUGUGACUCAUGUUACAAGUGGCUGCAUACCACAUGCGUCGGCAUUGAUGGCUGGCGGAUUCCACAGGUCUACAUGUGUGCUUUCUGUGUCCAGACGCCCAUACGUCAAGGCCAGAGCUCGUUGCGGCCUUCAGCAGCCUUCCAGAUGGCCAGCCCUCUAGCGCAUAAGUCAAAGCGUACCCGGUGAUGCUGUGUACCUAUAUCUUACGCAACUCUGAUCUUAUACUUUUUCCUUUUGAGCGAUAACUUGUACGAUUUCUGUCUUGAAACCGGCAUUGGUACACUGGAGUCUUUUGUCGAUGGUACACAUUAAUGUUUUCAAUCAGCAACAGACGGUGAAGCUCGGGUGUCUUUGCACGUCAUUUUCUACACAUAUAUACUGGUGGCAUUGCACGUCAGGUGCAAUGUAAAAGCUUACGAUAUACGCUGUUGCAACAAUUCAGCAGGCGUCGUUUGGGUUGGUCAUAGAGCUGCUUGGGCUUGUCAGCGUGGUUACCCUACAUAUACAUAUAUAUGUAACCAAUAGCUGGUUGAGAGCCAACAUUUACUUCAACGCUUCAUGUCUGCACAGAUUUUCCUGUAUAGCUUGUUUGGAAAAAGACAAAGACCUGGGUACUUUGCUGCCAUCUUCUCGAG
Messenger RNA from Exophiala oligosperma, 2874 nucleotides. RefSeq lists its product as uncharacterized. Lineage: Eukaryota; Fungi; Ascomycota; Eurotiomycetes; Chaetothyriales; Herpotrichiellaceae. The transcript is spliced from 2 exons. Bases 713 to 2425 code for a protein of 570 amino acids. The record is from RefSeq and is a predicted model, not a curated record.